AUGUACGCGGAGUUAGUGUGGACAAUCCAUAAAGGCUCAGCUCGUGCCGAGUCAUACUUCAAUCGGAAUUGCAGUGCUUCUGAUGACUGUUAUGUACAAGCUUCAUAUGCGCCGGUUUUUUGGGAUGCUGAAGAGGAAGAAGAUGACAGGGAUAAGAAGAAACAAAGAACAAAGAAGCACUUGAGCCUAAAACUUCUAGAAUAUGUUUCAUUACCGUUACGUCUAUGA
Messenger RNA from Eruca vesicaria subsp. sativa (arugula), 228 nucleotides. The record is from the annotation of a GenBank genome assembly. NCBI's taxonomy places the organism in Eukaryota, Viridiplantae, Streptophyta, Magnoliopsida, Brassicales, Brassicaceae.